Molecule: messenger RNA, 1726 nt
Organism: Xenopus tropicalis (tropical clawed frog)
Lineage: Eukaryota; Metazoa; Chordata; Amphibia; Anura; Pipidae
Gene: xicof6.1l
Product: oocyte zinc finger protein XlCOF6.1 like
Exons: 4
Coding region: 449-1621 (390 amino acids)
Biological process (GO): regulation of DNA-templated transcription
Cellular component (GO): nucleus
Source: RefSeq, a predicted model, not a curated record
UUACUGAGGCACUGCUGUGGGUUUGAUUAAAAGUGCCAAAAAUUAUAUGGGAAUUUCUUCUACGUACCUGUCAGUUCUCAUUUUAAAAAGCAGAAUAAAGGAUUUUUUAAGUGUAUGGUUUAACUUUGCACCAAAAGGGUGCUUUAUAUUAGUAUUCAGGGGUGAUUCUGGCCCCUGUGCUGCCCUGAUUUCACCCCCCACCUAACUUUUACAGAAGGUAGGGGGACUGCACUGCUAGUGCAGGGAGCACAAUUGUACUAGAAAAGCCUAAAUUCUGAAUUUUUAAACAAUUUUUUUGUGCUCAUAAAGUUGCCAAGACUGUCUUUUUGCCACCUACAGCUACAUUCUCGACUUACUUCAUGAGUGCCCCUGGCAGUAUUAGGAGUGACCAAUGCAGUUCUAUGCAAGAUGGCAGCAGCUGCCAAAAUGCUCCUGUGCCAUUUAGUGCAUGAAGAAAAAUGACUUAAAUGCUGAUCGUGUGUAUAUGUCCAUGAGACUCUGUGGCAGAAAAGAGACCAACACCACACAGACAAAUAUAGUUAAAAACAAGAUGAAGUUUGAAGAUAUAGCAGUGCAGUUCUCAGAGGAAGAGUGGGGAUUCCUUAAUGAAAGACAGAAGCUUCUUUACAAGGAAGUGAUGACUGAGAAUUACCUUAUGCUUCUCUCAGUAGUUGAAAAUCCAGAUGUGUGCCCAAUAAAAUAUGAGACAUUAAACAUGGAUGACAAAGUGCAAAUGCUGACUGAUCUUCCUUCCUGUGACAGUUACUUCUCAGCCCCCAUUUCAUAUAACCUUCAAAAAAUGAAGGUUAAUUCAGAUGGUCGCACCGGAGAUACUCUGCAGAUUUUGAAUAAUGGGAGAAAAUAUAAACGUAAAAUCCGCCGUAGGAAACAAAACCACCGAAGGAAACCUGCCCGACCUGUUGUUCCGGUGAACAGAAAACCCCUUGCCUGCUCCCAGUGCGGGAAACAGUAUGUGAAGAAGCUGUGCCUGGUGAAACAUGAGAGAACCCACUUGGAGAACCCACUUUACAAAUGCAGUGAAUGUGGCAAGUGCUUCUCCCAUAGUUUCCAUCUGCUCAGGCACACGAGGAGCCACAAUAUUCAGAAACCUUUCCACUGCCCUGACUGUGCAAAAUGCUUUACAGAUAAUUCAACACUACAGAAGCACCAGAGAAUUCACUCGGGAACAAAACCCUUUGAAUGUUUAGAUUGCGGCAAAUGCUUUACUAUAAGCACCUAUCUGAUUGUACACCAGAGAACCCACACAGGGGAAAAACCCUAUAAGUGCAGUGAGUGUGACAAAAGCUUCAGCCAAAGCUCAGCCCUAAAUGUACACCAGAGGAUUCACACUGGGGAGAAACCCUAUGCCUGCACUGUUUGCAGGAAAACCUUUAACCACCAUUCACAUCUUAUUACCCAUCGAAGAAUACACACCGGAGAGAAACCAUUUGCAUGCACAGACUGUGGCCGUAAAUUUAACCACAGCUCCCACCUUGUAUCUCACAGGAGGAGACAUACAGGGGAGAAACCCUAUGCCUGCACUGAAUGUGACCGGGCCUAUGCUCAGAGGCAACAGCUUGUAAAGCACUUGAAGGCACAUGUAGAGGAGGGAUUGAUUUAGCGUCACCGCUAUGACCUCACCUUCAAUUUGUAAAGGCUGUGUCGAUGUUAAGCAAUUUUUCAAAAAAAUAAUAUAAUAAUAAUAAUAAAAUAAUAUCCUAAGUAA